Lytechinus variegatus (green sea urchin) is the source of this 1237-nucleotide messenger RNA. RefSeq names its product aqualysin-1-like. The transcript has 9 exons. NCBI's taxonomy places the organism in Eukaryota, Metazoa, Echinodermata, Echinoidea, Temnopleuroida, Toxopneustidae. Gene Ontology annotation, biological process: proteolysis. The record is from RefSeq and is a predicted model, not a curated record. The coding region runs from base 1 to 1125 and encodes 374 amino acids. Gene Ontology annotation, molecular function: serine-type endopeptidase activity.
AUGGAUGCAUGGGGAAAGUGGAGAAUAUUAAUCAAGAUGAAUCAGAUUUGUCUUGCUCUACUUCUACUUGUUUCGACAACCUUUGCCGAAGAAGCCGUAUUGUUAAAAGCCGCCGAGCCGAUUGCUGAUAGCUACAUAAUAAAACUCAAGAGUCAUGUCGACGUCGAAUCUAUUACAUCUACCAUCAGAGUUGCCGGUGGUCGUGUGGACCAUAGUUAUAAAAGACUCUUUAAAGGAUUCUCUGCUCGUCUUUCUGAUGAUCUACUGAAGAUGGUCCGUUUGAUGCCUGGUAUUGAGUACGUAGAAGAAGAUGGGGUGGUUCGAGCCAUGGAUGUAGGCUGUUGGGGUUUGGAUAGAGUAGAUCAACGAAACUUGCCCCUCGACAAUAGCUACGCCCCUUCGGCCAGUGGGAAUGGAGUUGUUGUGUACGUAAUCGAUACAGGGGUAAACCAGAACCACGAUGACUUCGAAGGUCGUGCAGUCCAUGCCUGGACAUACCCAGGCGGCACAGCUGAGGAUUGUCAAGGCCAUGGCACCCAUUGUGCUGGCAUCGUCGGCUCCUCAACGUAUGGCGUGGCAAAGAAGGUCACGAUCAAAGGGGUCAAGGUACUCAAUUGCUACGGGAGUGGCUCAUACUCGGCUAUGAUUGCAGGUAUUGAUUGGGUAGCUACAGAUGCCAUUGGAAGUGAUGCGGUAGCCUCCAUGUCUGUAGGAGGAGGGGCCUCUGCUACUCUUGAUGAUGCUAUAAGAACACUGGUGGACAGUGGUGUACCCACAGUGGUAGCCGCAGGAAAUAGCAACAGCGACGCCUGUAAUUACUCACCCGGCAGAGAACCUUCGGCUAUUACAGUUGGUGCAUCGACCCAAACAGACACAAUUCGUAGUUCAUCAAACUAUGGAUCAUGUGUGGAUAUCUUCGCCCCUGGGAGUGAAAUCAAAUCAACUUGGUACACCAGCAACGAUGCCACUGCUGUACUCAGUGGAUCCUCAAUGGCAUGUCCCCAUGUGGCAGGUGCCCUAGCUCUAAACGGCCGAAGUCGAACCGACCUUCUGGAGUCCGCUACCAGCGGUGUACUCCUGGACGUCCCUUCGGGCACGCCCAACAAGCUCCUCUAUGUCCAGUAACCGAGAUAUAAUGGAAAGCUAUCUCCACUUAUGUCUGCUGGCUGCAUUCUGAAUGUUUAAUUUUAACCGUGGACUAUGAAGUUGUGGUCUAACUAUGGAUAGCCAACAGUGA